Messenger RNA from Brenthis ino (lesser marbled fritillary), 456 nucleotides. NCBI's taxonomy places the organism in Eukaryota, Metazoa, Arthropoda, Insecta, Lepidoptera, Nymphalidae. The record is from the annotation of a GenBank genome assembly.
AUGAGUUACGGAAGACCACCGCCGCGAAUUGACGGCAUGGUUUCAUUAAAAGUGGACAAUUUAACAUAUCGCACUACGCCAGAAGAUUUGCGUCGGGUUUUUGAAAGGUGUGGUGAUGUUGGCGAUAUAUAUAUUCCUCGAGACAGAUAUACACGAGAGAGCAGAGGAUUUGCAUUUGUCAGAUUUUACGAUAGACGAGAUGCUGAAGAGGCUUUAGACUCUCUGGACGGACAAGUCGAUAUGAUCGUCGCCGCAGCCACUCGCGUUCACGGUCUCGUUCACGUCGUCGAUCCAGGUCCCGCUCUAGAAAGCGAUCAUACACCCGUAGCCGCUCACGCUCUCGUUCGCGCUCACGAUCACGCUCGGACUCGAAGAGCUCACGCGGCCGCACUCGUAGUCGCAGCCGCAGCCGUUCCCGUUCCAGACAUUGAAGUCUUGGGGUUGAGAGUACCACUG